Annulohypoxylon truncatum is the source of this 1933-nucleotide messenger RNA. RefSeq lists its product as uncharacterized. NCBI's taxonomy places the organism in Eukaryota, Fungi, Ascomycota, Sordariomycetes, Xylariales, Hypoxylaceae. Gene Ontology annotation, biological process: resolution of meiotic recombination intermediates; replication fork processing. Bases 262 to 1749 code for a protein of 495 amino acids. Gene Ontology annotation, cellular component: FANCM-MHF complex; Fanconi anaemia nuclear complex. The record is from RefSeq and is a predicted model, not a curated record. Gene Ontology annotation, molecular function: protein heterodimerization activity; chromatin binding. The transcript has 3 exons.
GGUGGACGCGUCUAAAUUCUUAACCGCGUCAAGCAAUCACCACUCACACGUCAUUGUACCCGACCACUUCUAGCCUCGAACCUACGCCCAUUCAAAUCUUCAUGUGGUCUCAAUUUGAUAAGGGAUAGGAUUUAGAACAAUAAGGGUGUCGAUACUGUCAUGAGCGAGGCAGAACCCUCCAUCCACUUCCGUUACUAAACAAGUUGCUCAGCUGGCUGGUAAACCUGAAGAGGAAUUGGCAAUAGCACCAUUUCCGUCACCAUGUCGGACUCAUCCACGAACAACACCGGGAACCACACCGGGCGUCUGCCCCCCCUCAGCACGCCGCGAAACCUAACGACGCCCAACCGCCGCGCCAUCAGCGCCGAGCCCUCCUCAAACCUCCGCCUCUCCGCCUCCGCCCGGCGCAACCCGAACACGCCGCACGCGCGCGCCGCCAUCCGGGCCAUCGACCAGCGGCGCGCAGCCCUCUUCACGCCGGGCCGCGUCGGGCGCCGGCGCAGCCUGGCCCGCGAGCGCGAGCGCGAGACGCCGCGGGACCUGCUGCGGAACCUUAGUCGGGUUCUGGCGCCGACCUCGACGGCCGUCUCGUCCUCGUCCUCGUCGCCCGGCCCCAAUGCGAACAGCUCGACGUUGCAGACCCUGAUGGAGGAGGAUGAUGACGACGACGAGUUCCCGAUCGAGAGGCCGCGGUUCUCGCUACCGCUGGACAAUGAUGAUGAGUACGAUAGCGAGCUGAAGCCUCCGCGGUCUAGUAUACUGGAGGAUGAGAAUUAUACGGUUCAGUCGAUUGAGCUGCCUCGACGAGUAUGGAAUGAAGCGCCGCCGGGUAGGGAUAGGGUAAGCUUUGGGAGUGUGCGGAUGAGUGAUUUUAUUGGGCCGGAUAUAGACGAUGCUGAUGAUAACAACGUCGGCAUCGAUUCGGGCUUCUUUCCACCACCUGCGUUGGAUGAUACCGACGUGGUCAUGGAUGAGGAUGCCAUAUUCGAACGCGUGGAUGAGGAAACACGACGUCAAACUAUGGGAGGCCGAGAUGAUUUUGGCCCGAUUCAGAUCCCCGAUAUUGGAAAUGAGAGCACUUUUGUCAUGGCGCCAGUGGAAUCACCUACCCGAGAUCCCACGAUAACCGAAGGCAUUGAGACGGGGGAUGCUCAACUAGAAAAUGAUGACGAUGACGAUAUAGAACAACCGUUUGAUCCCUUUGACAUGGGUGAUAGCGAUGUGGAAGGCGAUGGUGGCAACGAGGGCAACGAAGGCAACGAAGAAUUAAACGAAACCAUUAUAUCUCAGGCCAUGGAUCCUUUGGCGCAAAGACGACCCACGAGAAGAAAGAAUGGCAAGAAGAUAUCGAGACAUGGCAUCGAAUACCCUUCCUUACCCCAGGGUGUGGUGAAACGAUUGGCAACGACACUUGCGAAAACAGCCGGAGUCAGCAAAGCAAAAAUUAGCCCGGAUACGCUGGACGCGAUUAUGCAAGCAACGGACUGGUUCUUUGAGCAGUUAGGAGACGACUUGGCAGCCUACGCGGGACACGCAGGUCGAAAGACAAUCGAUGAAAGUGAUAUGAUGAUGCUCAUGCGAAGACAACGGCAGACGAAUGCGUCGACAACAACAUUUGCCCUAGCGCAACGACAUCUACCCAGAGAACUCCUACAAGAGUUGCGUAUGUCAGUCCCACCGCCUACGAAAGCUCCUCGAAAGAAACAGUCACGACACACGGAGGUGGAUGAGGAGGAAGAAGUGACUUGAGGCCCGGCAGAAUUCCGAGUUCCGUCAAAUGAUACAUUGCGUAUUUAAAACAAGGAGUCUACGACCAUUCCUUGUUCAUUCGUACCCUACGUGAGAUAUCCGAAGGUGGCUUCUUGACUACCAUGUAAAACAUUAUCGACGUCGCUAUAGCGAGUCCGUACCUACGGUACGAUUGUUAGUAUAG